Onychomys torridus (southern grasshopper mouse) is the source of this 4412-nucleotide messenger RNA. It is a transcript of the gene Ephb4, whose product is annotated as EPH receptor B4. The record is from RefSeq and is a predicted model, not a curated record. Gene Ontology annotation, cellular component: neuron projection; plasma membrane. Gene Ontology annotation, molecular function: ATP binding; transmembrane-ephrin receptor activity; protein binding. NCBI's taxonomy places the organism in Eukaryota, Metazoa, Chordata, Mammalia, Rodentia, Cricetidae. The transcript is spliced from 17 exons. Gene Ontology annotation, biological process: protein phosphorylation; cell surface receptor protein tyrosine kinase signaling pathway; axon guidance. Bases 540 to 3503 code for a protein of 987 amino acids.
UCCCGUGCGCCCCUCCCUCCUAGGCCUGGCGCCUCCCGGCCCAGUCUCUGCCCGGCCCAGCCCUGGCCCAGCUUGUCUCCCUCCCUCCUGCUCGGUCCCCACCUCGGCUUCCACCCUCCUCGACCGCGACCCGCGCGCUCAGCCCGGCGGCGCAAGGGCCACCAACCACUCCAGGGAGCGAGGGAGACCGCGAGCCAUCGGCCCACCCCGAGUCAGCCAGGGCGGGACCCCCCGAAGCCCCGGAGGGACCCCCCGAACGAACUCUCAGCCACGUCCCGAUCUCCGCCCGCCCAGCGACGGCCACUGCCAGGACGUCCCCCCUCAAGGCUGGCCUCCCCGCGCGCGCGCUCUGCGGCGGGGACGUGGGGGCCGCACCUGAGCGCGGGUGCCCGGCGCGCCUGCAUGGGCCAUCGCUGAGAAGCCCCCGACGGAAAGUCCCAGCAGCAGAGUCGGUGUGCAUCCGCCCAAGGGAGGGUCAGACCUGGGGGGGCCAGGGCCCCCCAAACUCGGAUCGUAUUCAGCCAAAGUGAGGCGGCGCCAUGGAGCUCAGAGCGCUGCUGUGCUGGGCGUCCCUCGUCACCGCUUUAGAAGAGACCCUGCUGAACACGAAACUGGAAACCGCGGAUCUGAAGUGGGUGACUUACCCUCAGGCAGAGGGCCAGUGGGAGGAGCUGAGCGGCCUGGAUGAGGAACAGCACAGCGUGCGCACCUACGAGGUGUGCGACAUGAAGCGUCCUGGGGGCCAGGCCCACUGGCUGCGCACCGGCUGGGUCCCCAGGCGGGGUGCUGUCCACGUGUAUGCCACGCUGCGCUUCACCAUGAUGGAGUGCCUGUCCCUGCCGCGCGCCAGUCGCUCAUGCAAGGAGACCUUCACCGUCUUCUACUAUGAGAGCGAAGCUGAUACCGCCACUGCCCACACGCCGGCCUGGAUGGAGAACCCCUACAUCAAGGUGGACACGGUGGCUGCAGAGCAUCUGACCCGGAAGCGCCCCGGGGCUGAAGCCACCGGUAAAGUCAACAUCAAGACGCUGCGCCUGGGCCCGCUCAGCAAAGCCGGCUUCUACCUGGCUUUCCAAGACCAAGGAGCCUGCAUGGCCCUGCUCUCCCUACACCUCUUUUACAAGAAGUGUUCCCGGCUGACCAUGAACUUGACCUACUUCCCAGAGACCGUUCCUCGGGAGCUGGUGGUGCCCGUGGCAGGCAGCUGUGUGGCCAAUGCUGUCCCCACCGCCAGCCCCAGCCCCAGCCUCUACUGCCGGGAAGACGGCCAGUGGGCUGAGCAGCAGGUCACCGGCUGCAGCUGUGCCGCAGGCUACGAGCCUGCCGAGGGCAACAAAAUCUGCAGAGCCUGUGGCCAGGGCACCUUCAAGCCUCAAAUAGGAGAGGAGCCCUGCCAGCCGUGCCCAGCCAACAGUCACUCCAAUAACAUCGGCUCUCCUGUCUGCCUCUGUCGCAUUGGGUACUAUCGGGCCCGGUCGGACCCCCGGAGUUCACCUUGCACCACCCCACCCUCUGCUCCAAGAAGUGUGGUCCCCCAUCUGAACGGUUCCUCCCUGCACCUGGAAUGGAGUGCUCCCCUCGAGUCCGGAGGCCGAGAGGACCUCACUUACGCUGUACGCUGCAGAGAGUGCCGCCCUGGGGGCUCCUGCUUGCCCUGUGGAGGCGAUCUGACCUUUGACCCUGGCCCUCGGGACCUGGUUGAGCCCUGGGUGGCAAUCCGGGGGCUGCGUCCUGAUGUCACCUACACCUUUGAGGUCGCUGCUCUGAAUGGCGUGUCUACCUUAGCCACCGGACCAGUUCCCUUUGAGCCCGUCAAUGUCACCACUGACCGGGAAGUGCCCCCUGCAGUAUCUGACAUCCGAGUGACUCGGUCAUCACCCAGCAGCCUGAGCCUGUCAUGGGCUGUCCCCAGAGCCCCCAGCGGGGCUGUGCUGGACUACGAGGUCAAGUACCAUGAGAAGGGCGCAGAGGGCCCCAGCAGUGUACGUUUCCUGAAGACAUCAGAAAACCGAGCUGAGCUCCGGGGGUUGAAGCGGGGAGCCAGCUACCUGGUCCAGGUACGCGCACGCUCCGAGGCUGGCUAUGGCCCCUUUGGCCAAGAGCAUCACAGUCAGACUCAACUGGAUGAGAGCGAGAGCUGGCGGGAGCAGCUGGCCCUGAUCGCAGGGACUGCAGUUGUGGGCGUGGUCCUGGUCCUGGUGGUGGUGGUCAUCGCUGUCCUCUGCCUCAGGAAGCAGAGCAGCGGGAGGGACGCUGAGUACUCAGAUAAACACGGGCAAUAUCUCAUCGGGCACGGUACGAAGGUCUACAUUGAUCCCUUUACUUAUGAAGACCCUAAUGAGGCAGUGAGGGAAUUUGCCAAAGAGAUCGAUGUCUCCUACGUCAAGAUUGAAGAGGUGAUUGGAGCAGGUGAGUUUGGCGAGGUGUGCCGGGGCCGGCUGAAGGCACCAGGGAAAAAGGAGAGCUGUGUAGCCAUCAAGACCCUGAAGGGUGGCUACACGGAGAGGCAGAGGCGUGAGUUCCUGAGCGAGGCCUCCAUCAUGGGUCAGUUUGAGCAUCCCAACAUCAUCCGCCUCGAGGGUGUGGUCACCAACAGCGUGCCAGUCAUGAUCCUCACCGAAUUCAUGGAGAACGGAGCCCUGGACUCCUUCCUUCGGCUGAAUGAUGGGCAGUUCACAGUCAUCCAGCUGGUGGGCAUGCUGCGGGGCAUUGCCUCAGGCAUGCGGUACCUGGCUGAGAUGAGCUAUGUCCAUCGCGACCUGGCUGCUCGUAACAUCCUCGUCAACAGCAACCUGGUCUGCAAGGUGUCCGACUUUGGCCUCUCCAGAUUCUUGGAGGAGAACUCUUCUGACCCCACCUACACAAGCUCCCUGGGAGGAAAGAUUCCCAUCCGAUGGACCGCCCCUGAGGCCAUUGCCUUCAGGAAAUUCACUUCUGCUAGUGAUGCCUGGAGCUAUGGGAUCGUCAUGUGGGAGGUCAUGUCCUUUGGGGAACGGCCUUACUGGGACAUGAGCAACCAGGACGUGAUCAAUGCCAUUGAACAGGACUACCGGCUGCCCCCUCCCCCAGACUGCCCCACCUCCCUCCACCAGCUCAUGCUGGACUGCUGGCAGAAGGAGCGGAAUGCCCGGCCCCGCUUCCCCCAGGUGGUCAGCGCUCUGGACAAGAUGAUCCGGAAUCCUGCUAGCCUCAAAAUCGUGGCCAGGGAGAAUGGCGGGGCCUCACAUCCACUCCUGGACCAGCGGCAGCCUCACUACUCUGCUUUUGGUUCUGUGGGUGAGUGGCUUCGAGCCAUCAAGAUGGGAAGAUAUGAGGAAAGUUUUGCAGCAGCUGGAUUCGGCUCCUUUGAGGUGGUCAGCCAGAUCUCUGCAGAGGACCUGCUCCGUAUUGGAGUCACCCUGGCAGGCCACCAGAAGAAAAUCUUGGCUAGUGUGCAGCAUAUGAAGUCCCAAGCUAAGCCAGGAGGCCCUGGCGGGACGGGAGGACCAGCCCAGCAGUUCUGACCUCCAAGGACUCACCAUGCCAGAGACAUGGCCUCUCCUCCUUUCCGGGGCAGAGUUGGGUGGGGACUCAUAGAGAUGCCCCUCUCCCCCAUCACAGUCUCCCAUUGGAUUGCACUUUGAACUGAGGGUGUCGGGAGUUGGUAAUCUUUGAGACCCAGGAUUUGGGGAGCUGUGCCAUAUGGGGUGGUAAGAAUCUUAUCUGUGCCCUCCAGGCGGGGAACCCCGAACUCAGAGUGAGUCUUUCCCCUCAAGCCUGGGCAAAGAAACCUCCCUAAUCUCCCAUCUUCCCAGAGGGCUCGCUCCCCAAGCGCCUUCCACCUCAGUGGGCAUGUCCCUGCAGACCAAAGAGAAAGGGUGACCAGCCUGCCAACUUGGGAGUGGAGAAUGUCCCAGGAGGCAGGAAGGGGCUGUCAGGACCCAGUGAUGUAAUCAUUGGAUUUUGAUGUCCUACCUUGCCGCUGUCACCACCAAAGGCAAUCAUUUCCCCCUUGUAAAUGCCCUCCCCUCAUCUGCCUUCAUAUUGAAGGUUCUGGAUUUUUACUGUUUUUAUUUUGUUAUUUUUUUCCCCUCCCUUUUCUUCCCCUUGUCCAGAUUUUGUGUGUUGAAGGGUACCUGUUUCCACUUUCUCCUGUUGGGAACAAGGACCCAUUGAUACGUUCUAGAACAGUGCCUUGGAAUGCCACAGCCCCAGACAGUACCUUUCCCUUCCCUCCCCCCAAGUGCCCCCAAGCUGUGUCCAUAAGUGGAGGGGAGGGGGGUGAGGUUAUAAAAGGGCAGGAGGGUGAUGGCAUUCAACAGAGGCAGACGUGUUCAGCAGAGGCAGACGUCGGUGCUUGGAAGGGGCUUCUUAAAUUAUAUUUAAAAAGAAACUUUUUUUGUAUAAAUAAAAGAAAAUGGGAUAUGUCCCAG